GCUGUCCAGACUGCCAGCCAUCCUUUUGUCUCCCCUCCUUCAUAAUGAUCAGGCAGGGCUGGCGAUAGCGGCAUCAGUGUUCGCCCCACCGUGUGUGUGUUGUGUGUGUGUGUGUUGGAGCGCGACGUCAUGUAUCUAAUAGGGCGGCCGUGGCGACACCCAGUGUUGACACUUGAGUAAAGUCACACACGUUAAUCAGGGUGAGUUUGGAUCCUGGAAAGGGUGGCAUGUUUGGGUUUAGAGGGCGGGGCCGUCGACGCAUGGUGUUGUGUUGGUGUGACGUCCCGCGCAGGAACGACAACACCACAGCUUAGAAGCGGCGGCAGCGUAUGCUGUGACUCCUGUCCUGCAGUGGUGGCCGAGACGACGGGGUUGAAGCCGCUGCCCUGCGUGGCCCAUGGCUCGCCCACACGUGGCCAACGAUGACCCCGACCAGCGAUGGGGAACGACGGUCCUCGAUCCAGCAUCUGUGGAGGCUGAGUGUGACACGGGUAGCACGACGGCCCCUGAUCCACGGACUGAGUGGUGGGCGGCCCCCGGGGAGGAGGUGGAGGACGUCGUCUUAAAAGGCGGCAUUCUGGAGCGGCCUCUUCUGCCGCUGAAUGUGUUCAUGUCCGUGAUGGGCGUCGGGCCGCCUUCCUACCAUCCGGAGAGCAAGACUUACCGCAUGCGAUGGCUCAGCCCGUCGGGGGUGGCCACACUGACGGCGGCAGCGGCGGUGAUAGUGCUUACAGUAGUGGCGGCACUUGGCCUGGUGUGGCACCUACUGGCGGGCGGCGAGGACCAGGACUCGCGACCGGUGCGGAGCCUCAAAACCAUCGGCGUUUUGAUCGUAGGGGGCUACCAGGUGAACGCCCUGGUGCAGGUAUUAAACACAGCCUUGGCGGCAUCGCGCCACGCCCAACUCCUCACCGCCUGGACCAGCCUGGCGGCCCAGCACCACAUAAAUCCCACGCAGGGGCUUCGGCUCAAGUGUCUGGUGAAUGUGGCUUUCAUGACGGCCUUCAUUGCCGCCAUGCUGACUUCAGCGAGCCUAGGCCGACCCCGCUUCGUGGCCCAUGUGCUGGAGGGCCUCGCCGAGCGGCUAUACCUUGUGCCGCGGUACAUGCUGGACGAUUCCUCCUCCUCCACAGCAAAGGCGGCCCACGUGUGUGUGUGCUGCGUGGCGUUGCAUCACUUCGCCAUCAACAAGAGCUACCUGUUCGCCUUCACCACGCACUGCCACCUGCUGCAAGCCGCCCUGAAGGCAUGGAACACACACCUCAACAGAGCCCUUGACAGUGAGUGCCGCACAUAGCCGUUGCUCCGGAUAAAGAUAAAGGUGGGUGCAUACGCUAUAGUUGCGCGUGGCUGCGGUGCUCAUCUCCGAUCCGUUGACCCUUAGAGCCUGUGGUAGGCAAGAACCAGUUACUCGGUGUGGCGUCGAGUCUUGUCCCCUUGAUUUAGUCCGUCCGCCUUGUCUACAUACAUACAUGGGUUGAUGAAUUUCGGCACGGUACCGUGUCUAUUGUCAGCUGCUUGUCAUACAAUUGGUGCGGUUUAUUUCAUUUAUGACAUUUACCGACAUACGAGGGGUGCAGGUUAUCUCAUUUAUCACAUUUACCGACAUACAAAGGGUGCAGGUUAUCUCAUUUAUCACAUUUACCGACAUACAAGGGGUGCAGGUUAUCUCAUUUAUCACAUUUACCGACAUACAAGGGGUGCAGGUUAUCUCAUUUAUCACAUUUACCGACAUACAAGGGGUGCAGGUUAUCUCAUUUAUCACAUUUACCGACAUACAAAGGGUGCAGGUUAUCUCAUUUAUCACAUUUACCGACAUACAAGGGGUGCAGGUUAUCUCAUUUAUCACAUUUACCGACAUACAAGGGGUGCAGGUUAUCUCAUUUAUCACAUUUACCGACAUACAAGGGGUGCAGGUUAUCUCAUUUAUCACAUUUACCGACAUACAAGGGGUGCAGGUUAUCUCAUUUAUCACA
Messenger RNA from Eriocheir sinensis (Chinese mitten crab), 1976 nucleotides. RefSeq lists its product as uncharacterized. The record is from RefSeq and is a predicted model, not a curated record. The transcript has 3 exons. The coding region runs from base 398 to 1297 and encodes 299 amino acids. Lineage: Eukaryota; Metazoa; Arthropoda; Malacostraca; Decapoda; Varunidae.